UAAGUCCGUAGAUGCUGUUUGUCGCAACAAAAUUGACUGAAAAUGACGAAACUAACAAAGCCUCAAUAUAGACUAGCAACCAUUGCCUCUGUUUUGGGAAUACUUGAGGGGACAGCUUGGAUUUUUUUGUCAGCUACAUUUAUUGGACUAUUUAUAGCGACCAACUAUCUGGAAGGAAGGAAGGAGUCUAUCUAUAUUGUUAGUCCAUACGGUUUAAUGGUAUUUUUGUGGGUAUAUUUGAUUACUGACAGCGUUUGGGUAGUCGUUUCUAUUUUGCAGUUACGCACAAUAAAUAAAACCCACAGUAACUGUCUUCGCAUAUUCAAGUGUUGGGGAGUAAUAACAUUUUUAAUUGCCUUCAUUGAUUUGAUAUUAGCAGUGCUGGUGGGAGCUGAUUAUAAUGAAAAUUGUAUACGGGGUUCAGGAGAACUCAGUUGUACUCCUGCCUUACUUGUUAUAGCUGCGAAAGGUUUUAUCCUGUGGAUUGUGAAUGUUGUUUUCGUUUAUGUUUUCUACAGGAUCAUCAGGACCAUCGAAUCUGGAAAAAAUCUGAGCAGAAGUUUGCCUAGCGCAGAUCCACAAAUUCCUCGGGCGAUUUCUCAACCGUCUACUAAUAACUGCCUAAAUCAGAGUAACGGGACAAAUCAGAAUAACUGGUCAAAGCAGUCUGCACCCUAUAAUAAUAGUGAUAGUUAGAGAGCGGAUUUCUAGGUUUAAUGUUUUUUGUGAAAAAUGUAAGCACUUCAAAACUUUUUUAUAUCUGUAACUAUGAUACAAUUUGGAGUCAUUUGACACAUUUUUUUUUAUGUUUAUUUGCUUUUUUUUCAAUUUUAUGCAUAUUAAAACAUCUAUGCUUAUUUAAU
This is a messenger RNA of Zophobas morio, 863 nucleotides long. RefSeq lists its product as uncharacterized. The record is from RefSeq and is a predicted model, not a curated record. Lineage: Eukaryota; Metazoa; Arthropoda; Insecta; Coleoptera; Tenebrionidae. Bases 43 to 696 code for a protein of 217 amino acids. The transcript has 5 exons.